UUCAGAGCCGUAAUUCAAACCCAGGUCUGUCAAACUCCCAAGCCUGAGAGUUUCAAGACUUGGCUGUAUUCAAGGGAACCAAGUAGGAGGAGGACCCUGCCAGGCUUGCAGCCCAUCAGACCAGGUGGCCCACUGAUGUCAUGGGCAGCUUUGUUACUGGGGACUACUCUCCGGAAAAAGCUACCAGAGAGGGACUUGAAAGAACUAUUUCGCAAGCCCUGUGUGUCGGUGCUGAGGGCCGACUGAAUAACCAUGUUUCCCCUUCCCAAGGUGUGGGAAGGAGGGAGAGAGGUGGAGAGACAGCCUGUGUGUUUAUCUAUGUUGAUGUCUCCGGUUGUGCGUCCACCCAUCUAUGCAUUUGUCAGUUUCUCCGUGGAUAUGUCUACUUCCGAGUGGGCGUAGGGUGAUGUGUAAGUUACGCAUAUGUGUGCAGAUAGGUGUAUACGCUGUUUGCAUGCACCUGUGUCAGGUCUGCAUGUGUCACACCACAUAACUUGUUUCUAUUAGGUUAAACUAUUUGAUAAUACCUCCCCCAAAGCAAAGCCAGCUAUUGAGCCAGCCUGUCACGAACUGAGUCUGUGUACUGUAUAGAUAAACUGGGUAAUUGGACUCUCCGCCCCCUCACCAAAACAAACACAAACCGCCCACCCCUACACUGGAGGAAGUCUGGUCCCUGUCAUCUGGUACGUAGUUGGCUCGAGUAUCCCGCUUUCCCUGGCCCUGGAGACAAGGGGAGCAUCUCCCGCCGGCCGCGGGCCGGGCGCCGCAGGGCUUAUGUAAGGAGGACACGGCGUGCCCCGCCGUGGGGCGCACGCGGAUUCCUGCACAGGUGUGGCGGAUGUGUGCCGCGCGAGCUCGCCGGCCCCCUCCCCGGCGGCCGCUCCGCUUCUGCUUCCUGCUGCUCAUUUAUCCUCCUCAUCUUCCUGUCUGACAGCGGUGCGGACCGGGGAAGGACAGAGCGCCCUCUCCCCUGUCCCCGCGCCGCCGAGGGGGGCUGCCCGCUCUCGGGGAACGAAUGCGCCGUGUGCGCUGGCCGCCGCGCGGCCCGGCCUGGCUGAGGCCAGGCGUGGAGGCCGCCGGACCGCUGAGUCUUGAGGGACGGUGAAGCGCUGGCCGGCGUCGGGGCCUUUGCCGGAGAUCGGGCGGGAGCCAGCGCCCGGGAGCCAGAUGGAGGCGGCGAGAGGGGGCGCGGAGUAGCCGGCGGACCCCCGGGCGCGCACCUCCCGCGGCGCCCUGGCGCUCCGCCGGCGCGAGGCGGGCGGGGUCCCCGGGGCUGCCAUGGAGGUGCCUAGCGUCAAGGACUUCCAGUGGAAGCGCCUGGCGCCCCUGCCCAGCCGCCGGGUCUACUGCUCCCUGCUGGAGACUGGGGGGCAGGUCUAUGCUAUCGGGGGAUGUGACGACAACGGUGUCCCCAUGGACUGCUUUGAGGUGUACUCCCCCGAGGCCGACCAGUGGACCGCCCUGCCGCCCCUGCCCACAGCCCGGGCCGGGGUGGCCGUCACCGCCCUGGGGAAGCGGAUCAUGGUGAUCGGGGGCGUGGGCACCAAUCAGCUGCCCCUGAAGGUCGUGGAGAUGUACAACAUCGAUGAGGGCAAGUGGAGGAGGAGGAGCGCGCUGCGUGAAGCUGCCAUGGGCAUUUCUGUCACGGCCAAAGAUUACCGAGUAUAUGCCGCAGGCGGAAUGGGCCUGGACCUCCGUCCACACAGCCACCUUCAACAUUAUGACAUGCUCAAGGACAUGUGGGUGUCCCUAACACCCAUGCCCACUCCGAGAUAUGCUGCCACCUCCUUCCUCCGAGGUUCCAAGAUCUACGUGCUGGGGGGACGACAGUCCAAGUAUGCGGUCAAUGCCUUCGAGGUCUUUGACAUCGAGACUCGCUCCUGGACGAAGUUCCCCAACAUCCCCUGUAAGCGGGCCUUCUCCAGCUUUGUGACCCUGGAGGACCGCUUGUACAGCCUGGGGGGCCUGCGGCAGGGUCGGCUCUACCGGCAGCCCAAGUUCCUCCGGACGAUGGACGUGUUCGACAUGGACCAGGGGGGAUGGCUGAAGAUGGAACGCUCGUUUUUCCUCAAGAAGCGACGGGCAGACUUUGUGGCCGGCUCUCUGAGUGGACGGGUCAUAGUGGCUGGAGGACUUGGAAAGUUCCCGUCUGGCUUCGUCCUUCCGUUGGCUAUUCCAAAGCGUUGUUCCACAUCGAACACCACUGUAUUCCUGGCCUGGGGCCGGGUGUGGGAUUCCUGCCCCCCAGCAGUUGCAGUCGUGGGAGGGUAGGGACUACAUCUGCAGCUACCAUCUGAGGAGACAAGUGUCAGCCCUUGCUAGUGCAACCCAGAGGCGCCCCAGCCGCGGUGGCUGCAGAGAGCCAGGACGACCGACCGAGGGUGUCGGGGCAGGCUUCCAGAAGUACAUCUCGACUGCAUUUGAAAGAAGAGGGAAACCGGCCAGGCAGAGGAGGAGGAGCCCAGACGUGGAAGCAAGAGAGAUGGGGUCAAAUCAUAAUUGUCAUGUGCUAAUUGACCUUGGGGACAUUGUUAACCUCUCUGAGUCUCAGUUUCCUUAUGUGUGAAAUGGGCAAAAUAAGGCCUCCCUGUGAGGUUGAGCUACCUAACUUAUGUGAAAUGACUCGUGUGUAUCAGGCGAGCAGCUGCAUUGUCAUUUUCGUUGUUGAAGGAGAGGUUAGGGGUGUUCUCAAGCCCACUGCGGGGAAGGGUGGGCUUGUUUGGGGGGCAGCUCACACACAGCAGAGAUUCCAGGGAGGUGGGGCUGCCAGUGCAGCUGGAGCGGACCGAGAAUGGCCUCACGUGCCUUGUUGAGGAGCCUGGACUUUACCUACAUGGGGAACUGGGAGCAAAUUAAGGCUUCUGAGAGAAGGAGCGUCAUGAUCAGAUUCGUACCAUUGGAACGUGGGAUAUUCCGAGUUCCUCUUCGGAGGGAAAUGAAGUAAGUGCAGUCACCAAGGCACCAUCUAAGGUCAGAGGGACCCAGGUGGGGUUGGGAUCCUUGGGAAACCAUGUGGGUCCAGCUUUCCGGGCCUCCUCUGGAGGAAGGUCCAUCUUCUGGGCAAUCAGAGUGCCGGGACGGUUUGGGACCACAGAGAGGGGACAAGUCCCUCCCUCCAUCACAUCAUUUCCUCGAGAAGUUCUUUCUUCCUUGCAUUUGCGUUGGGCCUUCUGCCCACAGAGCUCCUGCAUGGAAGGCGGGCGUACGGUUGGCCUUUUCCAACCCCCGUCUUAUAAAAGAAGGAACUGAGAACCAACCAGGAACCCUGCACCUGACCUGGGCGGCACAGCUGGUCAGUGAGGGGAAGGAAAUUCUAACCUAGCUCAGAGGAGCGCACAACGCCCGCACCGUCCUCCUGAGCCCUGCCUGGGGUCAUCACCCUCGCCCCAGCCUUCCGCUCCAGAGGCUGCGGGAACGGGAGUUUCCAGUUUGGUGAGAUCAAAGUUGCGUAGGCUUGAGCACAGGGCAGGAUCCGGGCAAGCGCCGAAGAGACAGACACGUCAAAGGACCCAGGCAGGCUGGGCAGACAGAAGUUUUCACGUGUAUUCGUUUCCUAGGGCUGCACAUCAAAAUACCACAGCUUGGUGGCAGAAAUUGCCUGUCUCAAGUCUGGAGGCUGGAAGGCUGAAAUCAAGGAAACGGGCGGGAGCUUCCUUGGCUCUUUCUGGCCCCUGAUGACUCCCUCAAUCCUUGGUGUUCCUGGGCUUGUGGCAGCGUAACUCCAACCUCUGCCUCUGUCUUCACGAGGCCUGCUCUCCUGUGUGUCUGUGUCCAGAUCUCUCUCAUCUUGCAAGGACGCCAGUCAUUGGAUUAGGGCCAUCCUCACCCAGUGUGUCCUCAGCUUCACUUGAUUACAUCUUUGCAGACCCCCUUUCCCGAAAAAAGUCACAUUCACAGGUCCUGGGGGUUAGGAUGUCGAGAUAUCUUUGGGAGAAUACAACUCAACUAAAACACCAUGUAAUGGAGGGAUGAGUGAGACAGGAAGAGCAAGAGUUCCCUGAGGACUGAGCUAGUCUGGGAAGGCUUCCUGGAGGAGCGGACUGUUAUAACUGGGCCUCAACGGAAGGAAGACUUGAGGUGCCCAGUGAAGUAGUGAACAGUGGUGUGAAAAGAGGUUAGGAGGCAAGUUGGAGUCUGUGCAGACCUUGAAUAGUGGGUUGAUGUCUCAAGAAGAAAAGUUUGGCGGAAGGUCGACAGAAGCGUGAUGCGAUUGUUCUGGCCGUGCCUUUCAGACCUGAGCCUCCCCGGGGGCCCACAGUGCCAGGAGCGACGGAGGAGGGAGAGGUGAUCUCUGGG
Messenger RNA from Equus caballus (horse), 4296 nucleotides. RefSeq names its product kelch domain containing 8A (gene KLHDC8A). The record is from RefSeq and is a predicted model, not a curated record. Gene Ontology annotation, molecular function: protein binding. NCBI's taxonomy places the organism in Eukaryota, Metazoa, Chordata, Mammalia, Perissodactyla, Equidae.